AUGAAUUAUAUAUUAAUUUUUUUGCUGAUAGGCUUUGCCUCUUGUUAGUGUUAAGAUGGGUAUAUAUGGACUAAUACGGGAUGUAAAUGUAAUUUAGUGUUUUUAUAUUAAGUAUGCCAAAGCCUUUGUAGUUCAUGUACGAAUGGGUAAUGUGAUUAAUGCCCUCCUUCCUAUUAUGGUGACUCGACUCAUUGCUAUAGUAAUCAUUUAAAUAAGCUAGAUUGUAAAAUUGGAUGCUCUACUUGCACUGAUUAUUAAGUUUGCACAUCAUGUGAAUCUCUGUAUUACUUCCUUGUAUAGAAUACGUGUUAAAAAUGCACUUUUCCUUGCGUAAAAUGCGAUCCCUAAGGAGCUUGUUUAAGUUGUGUUCCUGGAUACAUGGUAGUGGGAAAUAAUUGCUUGCAAUGUCAAAGUCCAUGUAUGUAGUGUUCUGGAGAAUUAUAUAAAUGCACAUCUUGUCAAUAAAGUCCUCCCCAAUAUUACUAUCUAAGUGCUCAAUCUUGUCUCUUGUGUGAAUUUCCAUGCGUAAGUUGCAUCUCAAAAAACAAAUGUACUUCUUGUAAUUAAGGUUACUAUUUGAAUUAUGAUCAAUACUGUACUAAAUGUAUUGAGCCUUGUUUGGAGUGUAGUAGUCAAACAAGAUGCUCGAGUUGCAUUAGUGAAGUAUAUUAUUUAGCCCCUGGCGAUAAUUAAUGCCAAAUUUGUAGGAAUUUUGAUUCCAAUUGUUUAACGUGUAAAGCUGAACACCAAUGCACUUCAUGUGAGACUGGUUACUUUGUUUAAGAAGACUACAGGGGUUCAUAAUUGAUUUCGACAUGUCAACCAUGUUCGUCAUAAUGCCUAACUUGUUCUAAUGAUUCAAAUGAAUGUUUGACUUGUAACAAUGCCUUUCAACCACCAAAUUGUAAACAAACUUGCAGCUCAUCACAAUUCCAAGUUGGCAUAUUAUGUUAUCCUUGUGCAAGCUAAUGUGACACCUGUGAAUUAAAAUCUAUUUAAUGUUUAAGUUGCUCUUUGAAUAGAAUAAGCCCUCCAUUAUGCACAUGCAAGGAAACCUACUUUGAUUUCAAUGGAGUCUGCACUCCUUGUAUCUCCAAUUGCAAAUUUUGCUUCAAUCCAGUCUCUUGUUCGAAAUGCUCGGAUGGAUAUUAUUUAUAAUCAAAUGUCUGUGUUUAACAAUGUGAUCCUCUUCAUUAUAUAAGAAGAGAUUUCAGCUGCAUUUACUGCAACAUCAAUAAUUGCAUUGAAUGUAACAUCAAUGGCAUUUGCGAUUAAUGUAAACCAAAUUACCUGUUAUACAAUAAUCAAUGUUAUUUCUAGUAGUGUAAUUAAGGAUAGUACACUAUCGAUAAUGAAAAUUGUUUAAACUGUCAUUAUAAUUGUUAUAAUUGUUUAAAUUAGCCAGAUAAUUGUGUUGAAUGUUAUAAUGGUUAUUACCUCCUAGAAGUUAACCAGAUAAAUAAUUGUGUUGUUGAAUGUCCAUUAAAUUAUUAUGUACAAAAUAAAUAAUGUUUAAAAUGUAACUCCAAUUGUUAAUAAUGUUUGCAGGAGAGUGUGUGUACUUCAUGUGUUGUUGGAAAGUAUCUACUAAAUAAUAGUUGCCAACAGAACUGUCCAAUCUCCUAUUAUGAAAUAGACUAAUAAUGUUUGAAAUGUCCAAAUUAUUGUGAAGUGUGUUAUGAUCAAUACUGUUACAAAUGCUAAGUUGGAUAUUUAUUCUUAUAAAAUUCCUGCUUAGAAUAUUGUCCAGAUGGUUAUUAUGGAGAUACCCACUCAGAAUGCAAGCCAUGCUAAAAAAUAUGUAAGACUUGUGCAAAUGAUCAUGAAUGCAUAUCUUGUGCUGCACCCUUAUUCUAUGAAAAUAAUACAUGUAUAGGAAAGUGUCCAAUCACUUAUUACAGAGACCUUGUGGAUAACAUAUGCAAAUAAUGUAUAGAUGGGUGUGAGAUUUGCGAGAAUGAAACAUUCUGUUAUAAAUGUUUGCCAAAUUAUGCUGCAUUUAAAAAACAAUGUGUGAUAGAAUGCGAUAUUGGAUAUUACAUAGAAGAUUAAUAUUGUAGAGAAUGUGAUUUCAGUUGUUACACUUGUCAUGGCCCAACAAAGUUUGAUUGCACUCUUUGUAAGUAUGAAUUGAAAGUGUACAAAUCAAUGUGCAUAGAUGAAUGUCCUAAGAACACAGUCUUAAUAGAUGGACAAUGCAAAGAAUGUCAUGAGACUUGCGAUACUUGUUAUGACUCUGGCAACUUGAAUUGCUUAACAUGUAAAUCAGAAUAUAUCUUAUUAAAUAAUGGGUGUUAUGCUUAUUGUCCCACGUAAUACUAUAAAAAUAAGGGACAAUGCUUGAAAUGUUAAGACCAUUGUGAUAUAUGCAUUAACAAUUUGUCAUGUCUUCGUUGUGAGAAUAACUUCUAUUACAGUAAUGGUAAUUGUUUAUCAGUGUGUCCAAACGGUUACUAUGGAUAUGAUGGUAUCUGUGAGAAAUGUCACUUUUCAUGUGCAACCUGCAAUGGAGCAUUAUAAACUAAUUGUGUGACAUGUACACAACCUUUAGUUUUCUAUAAUAAUGAAUGUUUAUCGGGAUGUUUAAGUAGAAUGUAUAAGGAUGCAUCCAACAAUUGCCUACCUUGUAAAGACACAUGUGCAACGUGUACAAACAGUAAUAAUUGUUCUGAGUGUAUUUAUAAUUACUAUUUGGAUCCCUUUACAAACAACUGUGUCUUAUAAUGUGACGUUGGCUAUAUGCAUAAUUUCAAAUAGAGAGUAUGUUAAGUUUGUGCUACUGGAUGUUAAUCAUGUUUUGGGUAAUCGAACAAUCAAUGUUUAUCCUGUUUUCCCAAUUACUUUUUUUAUAAGAAUUAAUGUUGGUUGGAUUAAUGUCCAUAAUCAACAUAUGAGGAACAAGGUAUUUGCCUAGAAUGCGAUUAAGAUUGUAUGACAUGUGAUGCAUAAUCACCAUGUAUCAGUUGCUUGCCUGGUUAUUAUUAUUUUAAUUAGAAGUGUAUUCAAACAUGUCCAGAUGGAUAUUUUGGAGAUUAAAAUAAUAAGUAAUGCAGUUAAUGCAAAUAAAACUGUAGAGUUUGUUGGGAUGCUAAUGGCUGUGGUUAUUGUUACAAUCAUUACACUAAUAAUGGAUAAUUGGAUUAUUUCCUAUUGAAUAAUGACUGUGUUACUACUUGUCCUGUUAAUUAUAAUUACUUCCUAUUUGAAUGCACAUCCGAAAUCACUCCAAUCUAAUUAAUACAAGAUGUAGCACAGUAUUGUCAUGAUGAUUCGGGCACUUUCUUAGACAUCACUUAAAAUAAGUGUGUGAAAUGUUAUCAAACAUGUUAAAAAUGUUUUGGACCUUGGAUGGUUCACUGUCUCGAAUGUACAAAUCUGAUUGUCAAUCACUAUUGUGUGGAUACAUGUGGACUACAACUUUAUUAAAGUGGAAACAAAUGUCUGCUCUGUCAUUCUAGUUGCUAAUACUGCGAGUCCAACAAUAGAAUCGAUAAUUGUAUUAGUUGCAAAAGUGGAGCAUAUCUUUAAUUAGUAGAAAACUAGUCCUAUGGUAAAUGUGUUAACAUUUGCGAUGUCGGUUAUUACUAAGAUGACAUCAAUAAAGUCAAUGGUCAGAUCAUUUGUAAAUUAUGUAUAUCCAAUUGUCUGACUUGCUUAAAUUAAGGUUUUUGCACUUCCUGUGCUUAGCCAAAAGUAUUAAGAAAUGGAUCAUGUUUGGACAAUUGCAAUACAGAUGAAUUCUUAUCUAAAAUAGAUAAUAAAUGUUAUAAAUGUAAAGGAGGAUGUUCUACUUGCACAGAUGCCUAUUCUUGCACUGCCCCAUUGAUUGGUUCUUCGCAAACCUUAUAUCUAUAAAAUUAUCAAGUAUAUGCAAGCUGUGGAGAGGGAUACUAUGCAUAUUAGUUUAAUUGCGAAGAAUGUCCAACUGGUUGUUCAAUCUGUAGUGAUAGUAAUACAUGCACCAAGUGCAGUAGCUCUUAUGUUUUAUUUAAUUCCUAUUGUGUUGUCGGAUGUACUGGCAAAAGCUACUUUAAUAAUGGUUAAUGCUCACCAUGUCAUAAUAAUUGUUCACAAUGCUAUGGAGAUGAUGAAAACUCUUGUAUUUCAUGUGAUAAUGGAUUAAAAUACAUCUUAAUUUAUGAUAGCAUUACCAGCACUUACAUAACUUAUUGUAAAGAUUCUUGCAUCCAAAAUUACACUUAUGAUAUUCAAUAACGAAUCUGUAUGUAUAAUACUUGUCAUAGUUCCUGUUUGACAUGCGUAGGAGAUCAAUAAAAUCAUUGUUUUACAUGUCCUUAGGGCAAGGUGUUAAACCUGGUGAAUUAUAAGUAUGGUACUUGUGAUGGAUCAUGUUCUGUUGGAAUGUAUAAUGGCAAUGGCAUCUGUUAAAAAUGCAAUGAUUUUUGCUAAGAAUGCACAAGCUAUACUUCUUGCACUGUUUGUUAGCCAAAUCUUUAUCAUUUAAACAAAUAAAUAUGUUUAAUUUAAUGUCCCUUAGGAUAUUAUUAAAAUGUUGAUACUUUUACAUGUGAUCAAUGCGACUCUGAUUGCUAAGAAUGCAUCUACCCAAAUGUUUGUAUUAACCCUCUGUAAAUUUGUGCAUCCAAUCAAUUUCUUUUUCAAAAUACAUGUAUGGAUUGUCAUUGGACAUGUUUGACAUGUGAUGGACCAACCUAAUUCGAUUGUACAAAUUGUGGAUACUUAUAAUUAACUUCAGAACAUAGAUACAUGUACUAUACCUAAUGUUUACUACUGUGUCCAAAGGGAACUGACAAUUACAAAUGUUUAUAAUGCCAAGAAUAAUGUGAAAUAUGCUCCUCCAAUCAGGAGUGUGUUUCCUGCUUUAUAGGAUAUUUCUUGUAAAAUGGUGAUUGUGUUACCACUUGUAAUCAGGGGUAUUAUGCUGACCAGGAAUUUUAAAUUUGUAGAGAAUGUUUCACUGGUUGCUUAGAAUGCGUUGGACCAAGAUACUCAGAAUGUGUGCUUUGUUAACCCAAUUAUCUACUUUCAGAUAAUAGAUGUUUACCUUAUUGUCCAUACAAACACUUUUAUAAUUUCAUUUCAACCAAGUGUGAGUAUUGUGAUAGUUUUAUUUAUGGAAACUCAUGUGUAACUGAAUGUCCAUUGCAGUACUAUCCUAUUAAUAAUGUGUGUUAUCUAUGUAAUAAUAAUUGCACAAGUUGUCAAAGUGGUUUGUAUUUGUACCAAAAAACUUGUCUAUAAAAUUGCAUUACUGGCACAUUCAAUGUGAAUGGAGUUUGCUAACCAUGUGAUGUUUAAUGUCACACAUGUGAAUCCUAAUCAGAUUAUUGCAUAUCGUGUUCUAGUGUGACUCGUUAUAAUGCACCUUUUUGUGAAUGUUAAAUAGGAUAUCAACAAGACUCUCCAAAUAUGGAUUGCAUCAAAUGUGCUAAUUAAUGUCACUCUUGUGUUUAAACUUUUAAUAAUUGCAUUAAAUGUAAACCAGAUAGAGUACCUAAUCCACCUGCAUGUACUUGUCCCUAUGGUAAAUACGAUAAUGGUGUUAGUUGUGUUCCUUGUAAACAUGAAUGUGAUGAUUGUUUAACAAAUACCCUUUGUUUGUUUUGUAAAGGAGAUAGAGUUGGUGCUAAUUGUUUAUGUCGAUUGGGAUAUUACGAUGAUAAUUCUAGUUUAUACUGUAAGAAAUGUGAUCAUUCAUGUACUACAUGCACUAAGACUGGUUGUUUAGGAUGUUUAGGAAAUAGAAUUUUAAAUAAUAACAAAUAAUGUCUAUGUCCCUAGGGUUUUUAUGAAGAUGGCGAAUCCAUAAAUUGUCUUAAGUGUCAUUUCAAAUGUUCAACUUGUGCAGUCAAUCAAUAUAAUUGUCUAACUUGCAAAGGUGAUAGACAAUAAAUUCCAUACUGUAAAUGCAAAGAUGGAUAGUAUGAUGAUGAGGUUAAUACUGAAUGCUAAUCUUGUCCUAUAGAGUGUUCCACCUGUAAUAAGGCUAGUUGUUUAAAUUGCAAGGCCAAUAGAUUUGGUUCAAUUUGUGAUUGUCCACCAGGUGGAAUUGAUAGACAAGAUGUUGGAUAUAUGCAUUGCGAGACUUGUGAGUUAGGAUUACCAAUUAUUUAAAUGUAACUUGAUUUAACUACCUUGAUCAUCAAAUUUGGAAAAUAAGUCACUUUCGAUAUUGAGAAAGGAUGCUCUGAAAUCAUUGAUACAUCCAUCCUUGGUGUCAAUCCAAAAUGCAGUAUUAAUGAUUUAUCAUAAAUCGUUAUUGAAUUAGGAAUAAAUAAUUCAAUUGAAAUUGGAAACCUUAUCCAAUUAUAUACUAAAAUCACAGGGUUGGACUGUGAACUACCUUACACAACUAUAUUUCCAACUAAUAUCUAACCUCCUUACAUCAUCAGUGAUAGUGAUGUAAUGAUCUUUGGGCCUUCAUAAGUAUCAACCUGCGAGAUUACUGAAUUCAAGGUAUCUUAAUACUUUUUUGAUGGCCAAAAUGGAUUUAAAAUGGUUUCUUGGACUUUGGAUUCAAUUUCCCCUUACAAUUAACUUACCGAACAAUAAAUUUAUGGUAUUCUUUAUGAAGUCAAUCUUUACAAAUCCACUAUUGUCACCAUUCCUCCUAAUAUUUUACAAGAAAACACCCUCUAUAAGUUUAAAUAUUAAUUCAUUAAUUACUUAGGAUAACAUCAAACUAAAUAUUAUCAGGUUCAAUGUGUGUCUCUUAAUUUACCUGUCAUUUCAAUUUUAUUUGAAGAUCAACAACCUUAAGUCUAUUAUAUAAAUAAUCGAAUUUCCAUAAAAGCAACCAUUCAAUAAUAAUAAAAUUGUGACUCACUCAGUCGUAUUGAUGUAAAUACAUUUUACAAAAUUCAAGCCUAUUACAAAAACACAUUGAUUGUUUUGGAUAAGCAAUUUCAUUUCAAACAUGCUUCUGAAAAGUAUGUUGAAAUAGUUAUUGAACCCUACACAUUCUCCUAAUCAGGGUACUAUUAAGUUGUCGUGAUGGCUACAUUUGAUUAAUAAAAUAUUAAGUCAAAACCUAUGACUUUCAAAAUGCUAUUGCCUGGAAUUUCUGCCAAAAUCUAUGGAGGAAAUUAAAUCCAUAAUUUUGGGCAGUCUUUUAAUAUCACUGCUAUUGUAAAGGAUUUAAAUGUCAAAGAAUAACAGACUAAAGACAUAGAAUAUUCAUGGACAUGCUCUAAUAUGGUAUUACAAAAACCUUGUGAAACUGUUGAUUAAUAACCAUUGAUAAUGAUAAACCAAUAAAUCAUAAAAAUUAUAGGUAGAACACUGGCUCCAUUUAAUUCUUAUUAAUUUGUUUUGAAAGCACAAAAAGGGAAUGUCAUUGAAACUACUUCAAGUAUAAUGACGAUCGUAGAUAUAGAAAUUUCAACAUUUUCUCUGGAUACUCCAAGUAUUGCACUUAAUACUCCAAUACUGUUCAACCAAGAAUUGUUGUUUGAAGUUUCUCCUCUGCAAAUUACUAAUCUACACGGAUGCAUUAUUUAUGACUUCUAGCAAUUAUCAACAUUUUCUAUUCCUUAUAAUACUUUUUCAAUUUUCCUAUCUAACCUUUUACAAAUGAGACAAGACCAAAUAAGACUUUAGAUUUUUAGCACUGAUUCAAUAUCUUUAACUCCCCUUUUAACUAGUGUUGAUAUUACUACCAUUUAACCACCUUUAAAUUGUAAAUUCAAUGUAUCACCCUUAAAUGGAAUAUCAUUUUAGACAACUUUCAAAUUAUAAAUAUAAAGUUGUGUUGAUUAAAAUAAUCCGAUCUAUUACAAAUUUAUAUUCUAUUAUAAUUCUACUCAAUAUAAGUAAGAUAUCCUUAGGAAUUCUUAAAUAAAUGCAGACCUUAUUAUCGAUUAUUAAACACUAAACACAUAUUCCACGAUACUGCCUAAAUCAACUAAUUCACAUUCCAUAAUUAUAGCAAUUAUUAAAAAUUAAUUAGGGGCUCAAACUAAUUUAACCUAUUCUGUCAUCAUUGGACAGGAUUCAAAUGAAAUAAAUGAGAAAUUAUUACAAUCUGAGUCCGAGACCAACUCGAAUUAACCAAAGUCAUUAGAAUUUAAUAGAAGGUUCCUCUAUGAUGAUUUCGAAAGUAAUUUAACAGCUUUAUACUAUUAAUCAAAAGAUUUAAAUAUAGACUAACGCCUAUCCUUGUUGAAUAUUCUGACUAUUGGAAUUGAGUAAUACGCAACACCAUCUCAUCCUAUGGAUAGUAUGAGAUCAAUUUUAUACUCUGAUUUGUAAACUUGGUUAGAUUUACCCCUUAUAACAGAAGCUACAAGAAUGCAGAUAAAAAAGGCAAAUAAAAGAAUAAUAAUAAAUAAUACUAAUUAUUUAUAAGAUUUCAAUUAAAUUUAAAUUUAUUUAACAAAUCUAAAUUCAAGCUUAUCGAGAAGUAUUGAUAAUGUUUUAUUCAUCAUUAAUUCAAUCUCCUAAAAUUAAGCUGGAUACAGAGAUUAUUAAUAAAAGGAAAUUGAGAAAAGUGAUAUGAUGUAUCUAUUGUCUGCUCUUGAUUAUUUACUCAAAUCUUAAUCUAAUUUUUACUAUGAUUAUUUUAAUGGAAACAUUUCAUUAUUAAAUGAGACUAUGUAUCAAAGUAUUUCUAGCAAUUUUGAGUCCAUUGUAAACUUGUUAUAAAAGCUAAAAUAUGGAUUAUUAUUGGUCUAAUAAGUUAAUGAUGUUCCCAUUAAAUUUUCAGGGUCUUCCUUUACUCUAAUCUUUAACCGGCUAACAACAGAAAAGAUGAAUGAAUAUUUAAGUGAAAUUGAAUUUGUAAAAAUUGUUGAUAAACCAAUAGAUAACAGUACUCAAAUCUCCUAAAGUUUAUUGCUGAAUUUCAGUUAUUGUCAUUACUUAGAAAAUCCCUUUAUCUUAAAUCCCUCAUUUCCUAAUAACACUCAUUUUACAACAAUUUAAUCUAUAGAGCCUACUUUGCAAAAUGGCAGUCUAUUAAUCCCUACCUAACCAAUUACAACCAAAUACAAUGUUACUUUACUUAGACCUUAAAGACUACUUCAAUAAUAUCAAGACCUAUAUCUCAUGGAAGAAUAGCCAAAUUAUGUGGAUUUUGUUUGUACAAACAAGUAUUUCGCCGAAUGGGAAUCUAAUCUUUGCAAAACUUCAAUAGAAAUUGAUGCAUAUUCCUCCUUACUCAUAGCAUGUGAUUGCUAAUAUUUUGGUCCCACUACUAUUAGCAGUGUAUUGGCUGAUAUAUUGGAGGUUGAUAAAUUUUCCAAAUCUUUUUCUUUAGAGGCUAUUGAUGCUCUUAAUUAAUUUCCAUUUCAUCGUUCAGUAAUUUUCUAUUGCUUAGUAAUUUUUACUAUCAUUCUGAUCGUCUUGUUGCCUUAUGGAAUAAAAAAGGAUUAGAUUGAUAAGGAAAGAGCCAUGCCUCAACAUAUGAUUGAAUCAGAAUAUAUAAGAAAGAUGUUUGAGGAUCGCUAGAAGGAAUUGCAAAAAGAAACGGAAAAAAUAUAGGAAGAAAGACACAAGGAAUGGAAAGAAUUCUAUGAAAAAUAAAAUCUAAUUCAAAUUGUUAUUGAAGACAAAGAACAAAAGCAAUAAUCUUUGGAUAAGGAUGAAUAAAUAUAGGAAGUUAUUAUUUCCCCAGACAUAGACCCAGAUGAAAUGAUAGAUUAGCAAUAAUUAGAAUAAAGUGACAAUAGUAAUAAUAUCAAUUUGGACAUAAGUCAAGACAGUGAUGAGGAGUUUUAAUUAGAGGAAUAUCCGCCAAUCAAUAUUUCCAAAACGAAAAAGAAAAUGACAGCUCCUUCCCCUUAUGCUAAAUUCUUUUAAUUAAAAAGUGCAUUUUCCUUGAACAAUACAAUUGUCAAUAGACUAUAUUUGCAUAGUUCAUUAUAUGAAGAGAGCCUGUAAAAUCAAUAAAACUAAAAUUAAAAGAACCUCAUUCAUGAAAGACAUAGUUCAAGAAUUUAAUCAGAUUAAUUUUCAGUCAGAAAUUCUGAAAAUACCUAGUAGAUUAUACUAAAAAAGAGUUCCACCAAUUAAUCUAAAAAUUAUAAUAACUCUGUUAACAGCUAAGCUAAAAUAAAUGAUUAUCCCCCCUUAUCACCAAAUUCAGUUAGUCCAAUCGUGGGACUUUAUGAUUCUAACUAAAUUCUCUAACCAAAUCAAUUGGGUUAAUCUGGAUCACAAUUAGAGUCUCAUGUACACAGUAACAGUACUAAAACUGCUAAAUAUUAAAUUCCUUUUAGAAAAUCUCAAGAACAUAUUUUAUUUUUAGACCAUGAAUUUUAUGAAGAGGAUAACCUGUCAAUAGAGGAAAAAGAAAAAGUUAUUUAGAUUUGGUAUUUAGAAAAAAAAAGAAAUAAAUUAUUGGAAGAAGGGUUCAAACUUAGAUUUACAUUAAAGAAUCUAUUCUUGUUCUUAAGUUUGUUCCAAUCCCUUCUAAGCAUUAUUGCAAUCUUUGAUAAAAAAUUACCUCGGCCAAUUAGGUUUUGUUUAAUUUACAUGUCCAUCUUAACUGCGUGCUAUAUCAAUAUAUUCUUUGAAGUCGAAUUGAAUCCAGCAACAACCAUUGCUUAUAGCAUUCUUUCAUCUAUUUUAUCAAUGUUAGAAUUAAUAAUCCUCACAAUUAUGAUGCCUCAUUAAUACAUAAUAAUCAGAAUUAUUGGUUGGCUAGGCUUUUUAACAUUAACAGGGCUAUUUAGUUAUUUAAUAAUUGUAUCUAUGGCAUUUGAAGCCUAAGAAUCUGAGGGUGAUGUAUCAAGAUCUAAUUAAUGGGGAAUCAAUUUCAUUAUAAGUUUCAUUACAAUGAAUUUUAUUACAGACCCGGUUUAAUUGAUUGCGUGUUUCAAAAUAAUUUAAUGGAGUUUCAAUAACGCUUCCCCUUAGUUACAAUAAUUAUUUAUUAUGCUCUGCAUGAGUAAACAUUUUAAUAUUUACUUUGAUUUCAUAGAUUAUUGA
This is a messenger RNA of Paramecium octaurelia, 10911 nucleotides long. NCBI's taxonomy places the organism in Eukaryota, Ciliophora, Oligohymenophorea, Peniculida, Parameciidae. The record is from the annotation of a GenBank genome assembly.